GUGCAGACGUGAAACUGUGGGCGCUUUCUUCCUCACUCUGUCACUGCGCUGCUGUCUGACCUUCACACUGAUCCUCUGCAGCUCACCUGCUCUUUGACACCCUCUGACUCUCACAGUGACUGACAGCUGAGGGGGCGGAGCCUGCAGCCAUGUUGGUGGUGGUGUGGUUACUGAUGAUGAUGAUGAAGAGUGACGCUGGCGCUGCAGACAUCAUCAGAGUGUCUGCCAACAGCAGCACGAGAGUCAUGCUGGCCUCAGGCCUGCAGGGGGACCCGAGGGCACGCGGGUACGACGUCAGGUGGACUCAGAUCCCUCACCUGCUGCUGAACUGGAACCGGAGCACGUGCUCCCACGGACGCUGCUCGAUGCUCCCUGACGGCUCGCUCGAGUUCAGCCAACUUCAGACCCAAGACUCCGGAAACUACACGCUGGAGGUGUUUGACAAGACUGGGUCGAGACUGCAGACCAAAGACUUCCUGCUGCAGGUGACAGGGUUUGCUCAGCGAGCGACGAGUAGUGGCGGCGUGAACACCGCUUUCUCUGGGAAGAUGGAGGAACCGACAGACGGGGUAGCGUUACAUCCGGCGGGCCGGGCAAGAAAUCCUCCAGCAGUUGGAGCAGACCGCAGCAGCAGCCAUGUGGUGUCUUCAGUGUCCGUCUGCGUCGUCCUGCUGGUUCUGUUGCUCUUCUUCAUCGUGGUCUUCAUCCUGAGGAAGAGGAGGGUUCAGAGGAAGAAAACCACAGGUCAGGAGGAGGAGAAGGAGGAGAACAUUUAUGUGGCGAUGAGGAGGAACGAAGAAGAGGAGGAGGAGAAGAAACCGGAGGAAGAGCCCCUCUAUGGUAGGCACACUCUGACCCUGAUGUUCCCUUCAGUCCUACAGUUUCCUCCCAGCAUGAAGACAGUGUCUACAUGUGAGGACCAAUCAGAGCCCAGCGUGUCUGCUCUGUAUGGAAGCCUUUGA
Messenger RNA from Maylandia zebra (zebra mbuna), 962 nucleotides. Lineage: Eukaryota; Metazoa; Chordata; Actinopteri; Cichliformes; Cichlidae. The record is from RefSeq and is a predicted model, not a curated record.